CACCCUCGGCACGGCAGCCGGGUGGCCCGGCUGGCGCUGGGGCUGUUUGCCUGUGAGGCAUGGACCGCACGUGUGAGGACCGGCUCGCCGAGGAGGCGAGUGACGAGGACCCUGGCGCUUCGGAAGCCCCGGUCCGCAUCCGCGACACGCCGGAAGACAUUGCCCUGGAGGCUCCGGCCAGUGGGCUGGCCUUCCACCCGACCCGGGACCUGCUGGCGGCCGGGGACGUGGACGGCGACGUGUUCCUCUUUUCCUACUCCUGUCAAGAAGGAGAAACCAAGGAGGUCUGGUCCUCUGGUCACCACCUCAAGGCUUGCCGAGCUGUGGUCUUCUCUGAAGAUGGACAGAAACUUGUUACCGUCUCCAAGGACAAAGCCAUCCAUUUUCUCAAUGUGGAGCGGGGCCGACUGGAAAGACGCAUUUCCAAGGCUCAUGGCGCCCCCAUCAACAGCGUGCUGCUGGUGGACGAGCAUGUUCUGGCCACUGGGGAUGACGCGGGAGGUAUCCGCCUCUGGGACCAGCGCAGGGAGGGACCCUUAAUGGACAUGCGACAGCACGAAGAGUACAUUGCUGAUAUGGUUCUGGACCCAGCCAAAAAGCUGCUGCUGACAGCCAGCGGGGACGGUUGCCUUGGUGUCUUCAACAUCAAGCGGCGCCGGUUUGAGCUACUCUCAGAGCCUCAAUCGGGAGACCUGACGUCCGUCACCCUCAUGAAAUGUGGUAAGAAGGUAGCCUGUGGCUCUAGCGAAGGCACCAUCUACCUCUUCAACUGGAAUGGUUUUGGGGCCACCAGCGAUCGCUUUGCCCUGAGAGCUGAGUCCAUCGACUGCAUGAUUCCAGUGACUGAGAGUCUACUGUGCACUGGCUCGACGGACGGAAUCAUCAGGGCCGUGAACAUCCUGCCCAACCGCGUGGUGGGCACGGUGGGGCAGCACACUGGGGAGCCUGUGGAGGAGCUAGCCCUCUCUCACUGCGGCCGCUUCCUGGCCAGCAGUGGCCAUGACCAGCGCCUCAAGUUUUGGGACAUGGCCCAGCUGCGGGCUGUGGUGGUGGAUGACUACCGUCGACGCAAGAAAAAGGGAGGGCCUCUGCGGGCCCUGAGCAGCAAGGCCUGGAGCGCGGGGGACUUCUUCGAGGGACUGAGAGAGGAGGAAGAGGGUCCCAAGGCUCCGGAGGAAGAGGAGAGCGAGGACGACAGUGACUGAGGACAGGAGUAGAGACCUCAGGACAGCCCUUCACUGAAGGAGUCUUCUUUCCUGGUGCUGAUCCCCAGGGAAGGCCUGAAUGAACUUUUUUGGUGCUGAGGAUUGAACCCAGGGCCUCAAGCAUACUCAACCUGCUCCCUACCCCAGUCCCAAUUAAUCCUGUGCCGUGUAAGAAGUUAAAACAAAUGUGAGCUACUAGAGCCGGGAAGCAAUUUUUCUGUAAUAGCUGUGUACUCUACAACAUAAACCAACGGUGACAAGACAGAAACAUGUUUACUAACCAGGGGUUUAAUAUAAAUACAAAUAACACAGACAAAAUGCAAGCCAUAAUAACUAAAACCAUAAUGACAAGCAGUAGAGACCAAGGGCUCAACUAGUUCCCCACAUAAAAACAAAGAUUCAUCGUAA
This is a messenger RNA of Perognathus longimembris pacificus (Pacific pocket mouse), 1613 nucleotides long. RefSeq names its product WD repeat domain 55 (gene Wdr55). Bases 60 to 1205 code for a protein of 381 amino acids. Gene Ontology annotation, molecular function: protein binding. The record is from RefSeq and is a predicted model, not a curated record. The transcript is spliced from 7 exons. Lineage: Eukaryota; Metazoa; Chordata; Mammalia; Rodentia; Heteromyidae.